Panicum virgatum (switchgrass) is the source of this 1215-nucleotide messenger RNA. RefSeq lists its product as uncharacterized. NCBI's taxonomy places the organism in Eukaryota, Viridiplantae, Streptophyta, Magnoliopsida, Poales, Poaceae. Bases 156 to 869 code for a protein of 237 amino acids. The transcript has a single exon. The record is from RefSeq and is a predicted model, not a curated record.
CUCGCGCUCCCUUCUCCGACCACGCCAUCCUUGCCUCCAACUAACCCCCUCCUCCCUCCUCACGCUCUCACUGCUCCCCCACCACUCCGCCGCCGCCAGCGUCGUCUCCCGCUCCUCCUCCCCCAGCACCACCGCCACCGCCGCCGGAGGCGACGAUGACGCUGACGAUCCCGGAGGACGUGCGCGCCAAGGCGGAGGUCUACGUGGGCGACGCGGCGGGGCAGGAGAAGACCCGGCUGCUGCUGCAGGAGACGGGGCUCCCCAGCGGCCUCCUCCCGCUCAAGGACAUCAUCGAGUGCGGGUACGUGGAGGAGACCGGGUUCGUGUGGCUCAAGCAGCGCCGCAAGGUGGACCACUACUUCGCCAAGGCGGGGCGCCACGUCUCGUACGGCGCCGAGGUGUCGGCGGUGGCGGAGAAGGGGCGGCUCAAGAAGAUCACCGGCGUCAAGGCCAAGGAGAUGCUCAUCUGGGUCACGCUCCACGAGAUCUGCGUCGACGACCCGCCGCAGGGGAAGCUCCACUGCAAGGCCGUCGGGGGCUUCUCCAGGAGCUUCCCCGUCGAGGCCUUCGAGGCCGACGGCCCGCCGCCGCCGCCGCUCGCCCCGCGGGCUGCCAGGGCGGUCCAGGUCGCCGCCAACGGCAACGGCAACGGCGUUGCGGCUAAGGAGGAGGCGGCGGCGGCGAAGAAGGAGGGCGCCGGGGAGGAGGGGAAGAAAGAGGAGGAGGCCCCCGCCGCCGCCGCCGGGGAAGAGAAGAAGAACAAGGAGGGCGACACUGCUGCGGCCAUUGACAAGGUCGAGGAGAAGCUCAAGGAGAUGAGCACGGAGGUGGCGCACCAGCACGCCGACGCGGUGGCCGCCAAGAACUGAUACCCUUUCCUCCGCCCGUCGCCGCCGCGGCCAUGGCCGCCAUUUACUAGCUACUACCGCCCGCCACUAUUCCCGGCUACGAGCUACCACCACGUCAUAGGAAGAAAAGGAGGCGACCUGCUGCUCUGCUCUGCUCUGCCGCCCGUCAGAGACGACGACGAGGAACCGAGGCAAGAUUGGGGGAGCUCCAUUACUCCGACCACCACCACCACUGUUCCGAGUGUUCGAUUUCGUUCCGAAUAAUCCACGCACGCAUGUAAUACGGUCCGUCUUAAUUUCCCUGCCGUUAUUAAACUCCCCCCCAAAUGUACUAUGUAUCGAUCGAUCGCGUUCUCAGUUUCGCUCA